Molecule: messenger RNA, 5964 nt
Organism: Rhopalosiphum padi (bird cherry-oat aphid)
Lineage: Eukaryota; Metazoa; Arthropoda; Insecta; Hemiptera; Aphididae
Gene: ago
Product: F-box/WD repeat-containing protein 7
Exons: 12
Coding region: 431-2377 (648 amino acids)
Biological process (GO): proteasome-mediated ubiquitin-dependent protein catabolic process; ubiquitin recycling
Cellular component (GO): cytoplasm; nucleus
Molecular function (GO): ubiquitin binding
Source: RefSeq, a predicted model, not a curated record
UUGUUGAUUGUUGAUAACGUGCUAGUUCGUCAUGGGUCGUUGGUGAAGGAAGGGUGUCCCAGGGGCCAGUGACGAGUAUUUAUUUCUCAUAAUCGUAUCUGAAAAUUUGUCGUUCGUUUUCACGCGAGGAGUCCGACACCUGCUACAAUUAAGAAGACCAUAUUUAUGGUAAUUAUCAUUAAUACGUUAUUCAACUAAUUUGUCAGUGGUAUUAUUUAGAAGUGUUCGGUUUUGAAGUUUAAUUAAAAACAUCAGUUACGUCAUCGACCAAUUAAAUUGAAAUCUUACUGUCGAAACGCAUGUUUCACCAAAGUCGGAUUUUUAAUGCACUUUAGUAUCCAUCUGUUGUGGGGGUGUCUCAGCUAGAUGGUUUGAAAUAUUUUGCGCUCCAUUUAAUGAAAGUACAGAGUACUUGGACAAAUACUGUUAAAUGGAAGGUGAUCAAUUAGAUUUUGAAGACCCGUCUACAUCGUGCCUUGAAAAGACUGAUUUUACCAACCAAAGUCCGACCAUGUGUCCAGUGGUAUUGGAGACAGCAGAACAAGAAUUAAUAGCAGAAGAGUCUGCACCAACCACAGAUUCAGAUGAAAUCGGAGUAGCUAACAUUGAAAUGAAAAAUGUAUUUAAUCUUCAUUUAGUUGAUAGUACUUGUACAGAACAGGAUAUUUACUCUGAUGAGAGUCCUUUACCCGGUGAUUGGGUUAAUGAUGAUUGGACGGAUAAUCCCAGUGAACAAGAAGAUGCUUCUAAUGCUAAUGGUGUUAUGCGAAAAAGAAAAAUAUCAAAUUCCACAUUAACGUCUGAAGAUUUUCCGUCCAAAAAACAAUAUUAUGAUCAAAACAAUUUGAAUCUUGAAAGACUGACGCCUAAAUUGGCUGAAAAUGAAUUAGAUAAAAUAGAUAAAAUAAAGAUUCGUCGAAGUUGUAUACCGUCCAAAGAUGAUCCCCCUGAAGAAAUGAUGGAAUGGCUAAAAACUUUUUCGAAAUGGUCAAACGCGGAAAGGAUGUUAGCUAUAGAUAUGUUGGUAGAUGAAUGUGAACCUACUCAAGUUCGUCAUAUGCUACAACUUAUUGAACCACAGUUUCAACGAGAUUUUAUUUCUCUACUUCCUAAAGAAUUGGCCUUAUAUGUUUUAUCAUAUUUGGAACCCAAAGACUUGUUAAAAGCAGCUCAAACAUGUCAUAGUUGGCGGUUUUUAUCUGAAGACAACUUACUUUGGCGUGAAAAGUGCCAAAACGCUAAUAUACCUUUGACGGAUCCAUAUACUAUUAAGUGUUCAAAAAAUCGCAGUGUUACCUCACCAUGGAAGUCUUCAUAUAUGAGACACCAUGCAAUUGAAAUGAAUUGGAGAAUAAAACCAAUAAGAAUGCCAAUAAUACUCAAGGGCCAUGAUGAUCACGUAAUCACAUGCUUACAAUUUUGUGGAAAUCAAGUUGUCAGUGGUUCUGAUGACAAUACACUUAAAGUUUGGUCAGUUCUAACUGGAAAAUGUUUGCGUACAUUGGUUGGGCAUACUGGAGGUGUAUGGUCAUCACAAAUGGCUGGUAAUGUUAUAAUUAGUGGUUCUACUGAUCGUACUCUCAAAGUAUGGAACGCAGAAACUGGCCAAUGUACACAUACAUUGUAUGGUCACACUUCAACAGUUCGUUGUAUGCAUUUACAUGAAAACAAAGUUGUAAGUGGUUCAAGGGAUGCAUCACUCAGGUUGUGGGAUAUUAAAACUGGUCAGUGUUUGUCUAUAUUCCUUGGUCAUCAGGCUGCUGUUCGUUGUGUCCAAUAUGAUGGCCGAUUAAUAGUUAGUGGUGCUUAUGACUACCUAGUUAAAGUAUGGGAUGCAGAAAGUGAAAUUUGUUUACAUACAUUAUCUGGUCAUACUAAUCGUGUAUAUUCACUACAAUUUGAUAGUACUCAUGUUGUAAGUGGAUCUUUAGACACUAGUAUAAGAGUAUGGGAUGUAGAGACUGGUACGUGUAAGCACACUUUAAUGGGACAUCAAUCUUUAACCUCUGGCAUGGAAUUAAGAGAUAAUAUAUUAGUGUCUGGAAAUGCAGAUUCAACAGUCAAAGUAUGGGAUAUACUUACUGGUCAAUGCUUACAGACUUUAUCGGGUUCGAAUAAACAUAAUUCUGCAGUUACAUGUUUACAAUUCAACACUAGAUUUGUGGUAACUUCUUCCGAUGAUGGGACUGUUAAAUUAUGGGAUGUAAAAACAGGUGAAUUUAUUAGAAAUCUCAUAGCACUAGAAAGUGGUGGUAGUGGUGGUGUUGUAUGGCGAAUACGUGCUAAUGAAACAAAGUUAGUAUGUGCGGUAGGUAGCCGCAAUGGCACCGAAGAAACCAAAUUAUUUGUAUUGGAUUUUGACGCUGACUACAAGUAACAUCAAAUAACAAAUUUGGUAGUUUGCAUCACAUUUUUUUUUUGUGGUUUAAGGAGAGUUACGAAUAUUUGGGACUGUUUACUUAGGUUUAAAAAUGUCCCUUAUAUAUUAUCAGUUAUCACAUUUUACCGUUAUCAUAAUGUUUCAGUAUUAUGUUUUUUUUUAUUAUUAUUUAUAAAGGAGGGGAAUUAAAGUAGUUGGGUAACCAUCUGGAUGAUCUAGAAAGAUUUAUGGAGUGUUGUUUGUGAUUUAUAACGCAUUAAAAUGAAGUUAUAGAUUAAUUUACAUAUUAUUUUCUAGUCUUUGAAGCUAUAAUAAUCAUAAUUUGAUAUUCUUUGAGCCAAAUAAAUCGGUUGUUCUUUUUAUUAUUCCCAGUAUACUAUUUAAUAUAAUAUUUGAGAAAUAAUUGAAAUACAAAUUAUUGAAUAGUUUAAUAAUAUUUAGUGUAAAUUUAUAAUAAAACUUAACUAAAUAUUACUUAACUUGGAUAGGUCAUACAUUUGCAUAUUACAUAACUUCUACCAGAAAGUUGUUAUCUUAUAAAAUUGUUAGUUUUUAAGUUUAAUUCGUUCUUUUUUGUUAGGAAACAAAUGAAAAUGUAAACUUAUUACAAACUUGUAUGUCAGAAGCUUUAACUAGAAACAUUUCAAAAGUUCAAAGACUUAACUUUUAUUUCUUUGAAGAAGAUUCUAAAAUUUUGUUCUUUGAUUUUCCUUAUUUUGAUUUUUAUUAUUAUUAAUUAUUAUUAUUAUUAUUAUUAUUAUUAUAAAUUUUGUUAUUAAUAUAAAGUAUUGGUAUAUUUUUAACUUGCCAUAAGUGUUAAGUUGUGAGGAGGAGGAGAGUUUGAAUUCCAAGAUUUUGAUUUUCUUGAUAUAUUUUCUAUUUUCUUCUUCCUGAUCUCAAAGAAAAAACAAUAAAUUAAUCUAUUCUAUGUAUGUAACUCUUUUCUAUAAAUUUAUUUAUUUAUUUUUAUUAUUGUCGUGUAUAUUAUGUUCUUCAAAUUUUAAUUGUCCAGCUAUGAUAAAAGAGCUAUAAUAAUAGCUUCAUAUUUUUUAAUUUUUUUUUGGUAAAUUGUAUCACUAAAAUGUAUACAGAGUGAUUCACCAAGCAUGCUCACCCUCAUACCAUUAUUAGUAAAUUUCUAUGUAUAUAAAUAGAAAAAUUUAAAAUUGAUCUUUUUAUCAAAUUUUAUGACUUAAUUGAUUUAAAAAUAACUCAUUUAAAAUAGUUAGGUAAAUUGUUCUUAGAAAAAUAUUUUAUAGUUGCUUAACAAUUUUUUUUAAAAUUAUAGCUAACAAGAAAUUAAAGUAAACAAAUGUCUCCAACAAUAUUCUUAACAACAGUUCAAAAUGUAUUUCAGAAUAUCUUAAUACUAAAUUUACAGUUUAAAAUAUUAAUUUCAUGAAAUGAUACACAUGAUGUGUAAACAUAAAGCUGAUGUAUGAUAUGUGAUUAUAAUUUUACUGAAAUUACAUUUGACAAUUAACUCACUGUACCAAUUUUUAAUGGUAUCUAUACUCCAUUCAAAUUAAGAAUAUAACUUGGCAGCUAUCAGUUAAUGUUAGGUGAAUUAUGCCCAUGUGCACAAGUUAUCUUCUUAUCUUGAAUAGAGUAUAGUGGUUAAUAUUUGAUUUAUUAUCACUUUAAAUGUUUUCACAGUAUGUAAAAUACUAUUAAUUUUUGCUGAUUUUACUUAAUCAUCUAAAAAAUUCACUAUAGUCUUUUUAUUAUUGCUGGACAACUCUGAAUUAACAAUUUUAAAAUUAUUUUUUGUUUAUCAGUUAUAUUCAAAUAUAGUGGUUGAAUCUAUGAUUUAAAAUUUAAUAUUUGAUUUCGGAUAUUUGUAGGUAAAUAGUGUCUGAAUUGGUGAGUUUUAAUAUAUAGUAUCAAAACAAAAAACUUGUUUAUAAGAAUUGAAUAUAUAAUUUCAUUAAUAACAAGAUAUAGUAUGGAUACUAAAUAAUAGUUACCAAUUCAAUUGUUAAACUGAUUAAUACAAAUAGUUUUAUAUCUUCAUUGCUGUUUUUCUUAUAUUUGGUCACAGUAGUUUAAACCCAAAUAAAAAUACUUUUCUGAAGUAUUUACACUGCCGAAAUAGUAUAAAUAUUUAAAUUAUAAAGCCACAGAUCUUACAUAAUAGGGCAUUUUAAAAAUUUUAUGGAAACAAAAAUAUUUGUCUUCAAACAUAUUGUGUAAUUAUAAUUUUUUUUUGAUCUGUCAUUUUCAUUAUAAAACAAAUAACUGCUGAAUUAAUUUAAUUAUGACUAAUAUAAAAGUGGUUAAUGAAGAACUAUUGUUUCAGCCAUUUAAUUUGAUUAAAUUUAAACUUUUUAAAGAUCUCAAUUGAUUGUGAAUGUUUCCAAAAAUAAUGCAUACUAUUUAAAGAAUACUUUGAUAUUGUUCUUAGAAAAGAAAACGAGUGAUGUUAUUUUAUGUCAUCAGCUUACGUAAAAUUAAAUAUGAAUAAAGUAUAAUUAGGAAAUUUUUGUAUAUGGGAGAAGGGAACUUAAGGAAAUGAAGGGCGACUUAAGUGCAAUAAAAUUGUUUUCUUAAAUGAAUAUUUAAUAAUAUUGCUUUAAAUGUAAAUAUGUAUCUUUAUUUUAUAAUAAUUAUUAUUAAAAUAAUUUAAGGAUUAAGUUUGUUGAUUAUUAAUUAGACCAUUAAUUAUUUUCUAUUUGAAAAUAAUUAAGAACUUUUUAAUUAUAAUGCUCAAUGUUGAUAGAAUGUAAAUAUUACAUUAGUAAUAAUAUUAUUUAACUAUCAUGUCAUUGAUGAUUAUUUAAAAUGAACAAAAUUACCAUAUUUUGUUUUGUAAGUGCCAAAAACUAGACUAUUUUGUGGUUAAUUUGUGUAACUUUAUCCCAUGUAAUUAAUAAUUACAAUAGUAUUGUGUCCACCUAACAUAUUCGUAGUUGCCAAUUGCAAUUUUAUAAUUAAUUAUAAUUUUUUUUUUUUUUAUAAAAUGUUUUCACUUGUUUCCGUCUUGAUAUAUAAUUUCUAUAACAUUGAAAACUGAUAUUAGGUUCAACAAACUGUUGUUACCAGAUAUUCCCGUUAUUAGUAUUGUUCUAUUGACUAAUGCAUUACCAACAAAAUAGUAUCAGUUUAAUUCAAUUUAUUUGAUAUUUAUUAUUUUUGAAACUGACAAAUUAUAAAUGCGUAUUUAUUUUUUUAUUUUAUGUAUAUUAUAUUUGAUGAAUGAAUUAUUAAUUUUGUUGUUACGACUGCAUUAGGUACAUAAACAAUAAACAUAAUAGUUCAAAUACAUGUUAAACAUAGUAAAAUUAUUCUUAAGACCUGUGAUUUAUUAAUUGACUUCUUUCUUCUUUCGUUAUAUUGUAAUUUCAACCACAGAACUAUACUUUUUAGUUUUAUAUUUUGUUUGUGAAUAUAUUAUUAUUAAAUUUAAGUAACUUUAUACCAAUAGAUAUUUGUAAUGAAUAGUAAAUUAUUUUAAGUUACAGCUAAUGUUUAAGUAAUUCUGUUGUUAUUUAUUUUUCUCUUGUUUAUAGGCGUAUAUAAAAUUGUACGAUUUGCAUAUAAAAGUAAUAAAAAUGUUUAUAUGAAAAUAUAUAUAUAUAUAUAUA